AUGGCCUCCCGACUGGCUCGUGCCGGGGGCAUGCCCCUGCGUCCCUCGGCCUCCCCUCUCGGCUUCGUGGCCCGCUCCCGGUGCUUCUACCAGACGUCGAGCCUUCCCGGCAAGGUCGACGCGGCCAAGGCCAAGGCGGAGAGCGAGCGUCCGUACUCGAGGAAGCCGCAGUACGGCGAGAUGAAGCGGCUUCGUGCCCAGUGCAAGGAGCCCUGGAAGGACUUCACCGCUCGGCAUAUCGGUCCCCGUGAGGACGACAUCGUCGACAUGCUCAAGGCCCUCGGUCCCGGCGCCGAAACGCUCGACUCGUUCGUGUCCCAGGUCAUCCCCGCCGACAUCAUGCUGCCGCCGCAGAAAAAGGUGCAGCCCAAGGCGCUGUCCGAGACCGAGGUUCGUCGCGUCUUCAAGGCCAUGGAGCGAAGCAACAAGGUCCGCGUCUGGAUGAACGGCGGUGGCUACUACCCCGUGGAGACGCCCGCCGUCAUCAAGCGAAACAUACUCGAGAACCCGGCGUGGUACACGAGCUACACGCCCUACCAGGCCGAGAUCAGCCAGGGUCGCCUGCAGUCGCUGCUCAACUUCCAAACCAUGGUCUCGGACCUCACCGGUCUCCCCGUCGCCAACGCGAGCCUGCUCGACGAGGGCACCGCCGCCGCCGAGGCCAUGACCAUGUCGCUCAACAACCUGUCCACGUCGCGGGCGAAGCGACCGGGCAAGACGUACGUCGUCUCGAGCCUCGUCCACCACAACACCUUCCGCGUCAUGCACGGCCGCGCCGAGGGCUUCGGCGUCCAUCUUCGCCAGGUGGACCUCGCCGACGCCGCCGCCCUCGAGCAGGUCGAGGCGCUCGGCGAGGAUCUCGUCGGCAUCAUGGCCCAGUACCCCGACACCAACGGCGGCGUCGGCGACCUUCGGGCCCUCGGCGACCUCGCCCAUCGCCACGGCACCCUCUUCAGCGUGGCGACGGACCUCUCGGCCCUGACCAUCCUCACGCCCCCCGGCGAGUUCGGCGCCGACGUCGCCUUUGGCAACUCGCAGCGCUUCGGCGUCCCCUUGGGCUGCGGCGGCCCCCACGCCGCCUUCAUGGCCGUCAAGGAGUCGAGCAAGCGACGCCUUCCCGGCCGCAUCAUCGGCCUCUCCAAGGACCGCACCGGCAACCGAGCCCUCCGGCUGGCCCUGCAGACGCGGGAGCAGCACAUUCGCCGCGAGAAGGCGACGAGCAAUGUGUGCACCGCCCAGGCCCUGCUCGCCAACAUGGCCGCCAUGUACGCCAUCUAUCACGGGCCGGCCCAGCUCAAGGAGAUGGCCGUCAACAACCUCCGCUACGCCCGCAUGCUGCAGGCCGCCGCCGGCCACUACGGCCUCGACGUCUCGACCAAGACGCUCGACCCCGACGGCCGCGUCCUGUCCGACACGGUGACGCUUCGCUUCGCGACGCCCGCCGCCUGCUACGCCUUCUACGACGAGCUCAUGAAGCAGUCCAUCAGCGGCGGCAAGUCGCCCACGACCGACGAGAUCCGUCUCGCCGUCCCCGCCACCUUCUCCCAGGACCAGUUCGUGCGCGUCGUCAUGGCCAUGCAGGCCGUUGCCGGCCGCAACGCAGCCGACGACGCCCUCGACGUCGCCUCGCACCAGUGGACGGCCCAGCUCGCGCAGUCGUCGGCGGACCUCGUCAAGGGAAUCCCCGACGCCGUACGCCGAGAGUCGAACUUCCUGACGCAUCCCGUCUUCAACACGCACCACAGCGAGACGGAGAUGCUGCGAUACAUGCACCACCUUCAGUCCAAGGACCUGUCCCUCGUCCACUCCAUGAUCCCCCUCGGCUCCUGCACCAUGAAGCUCAACGGCACCACGCAAAUGGAGCUCAUCGGCGGCGAGGGCGUCUCCAACGUGCACCCGUACGCGCCCGCCGACUCGACGCUGGGGUACCGCAAGCUCUUCAACGCCACGUCGGCCCAGCUCUCGGCCCUGACCGGCAUGGCCGCCACCUCGCUGCAGCCCAACUCGGGCGCCCAGGGCGAGUUCGCCGGCCUCCGCGUCAUCCGCAAGUUUCACGAGCAGCAGCCCGGGAGCAAGCGCGACAUCUGCCUGAUUCCCGUGUCCGCCCACGGCACGAACCCCGCGUCGGCCACCAUGGCCGGCAUGCGCGUCGUCCCCAUCAAGUGCGACGCCGAGACGGGCAACCUCGACCUCGUCGACCUCGAGGCCAAGUGCAAGAAGCACGAGGCCGAGCUGGGCGCCAUCAUGGUCACCUACCCGAGCACCUUUGGCGUCUUCGAGCCCGACAUCCGCAAGGUCUGCGACCUCGUCCAUGCCCACGGCGGCUUGGUCUACAUGGACGGCGCCAACAUGAACGCCCAGAUCGGCCUGACCUCGCCCGGCGCCCUCGGCGCCGACGUUUGCCACCUCAACCUGCACAAGACCUUCUGCAUUCCCCACGGCGGCGGCGGCCCCGGCAUCGGCCCCAUCUGCGUCAAGGACUUCCUCGAACCGUUCCUGCCGAGCAAGCACGACCAGACGCCCAUCUCGAGCGCGCCCUUUGGCAGCGCGAGCAUCGUGCCCAUCAGCUGGGCCUACAUCUCCACCAUGGGUGACGAGGGUCUGCGCAAGGCGACCAAGACGGCCCUUCUCAACGCCAACUACCUUCUCGCCCGCCUCAAGGCGCACUACCCGAUCCUCUACACCAACGACAAGGGGCGCUGCGCGCACGAGUUCAUCAUCGACGCGAGGCCGUUCAAGGCCUCGGCGGGCAUCGAGGUCGUCGACAUCGCCAAGCGUCUCCAGGACUACGGCUUCCACGCGCCGACCAUGAGCUGGCCGGUGCCCGGCACGCUUAUGAUUGAGCCGACGGAGAGCGAGAGCAAGGAGGAGCUCGACCGCUUCGUCGAGGCCAUGAUCAGCAUCCGCGAGGAGAUUCGCGAGGUCGAGGACGGCAAGCAACCGAGGGAGGGCAACGUGCUGCGCAACUCGCCGCACACGCAGGCGGACAUCAUCCUGGGCGACGGUGGCAGCUGGGACAGGCCUUACUCGCGCCAGAAGGCCGCCUACCCGCUGCCGUACCUGCUGGAGAAGAAGUUCUGGCCGACGGUGACGCGCGUCGAUGACACGUACGGAGACACGAACCUGUUCUGCACCUGCCCCCCCGUCGAGGACACGACGCAGCAAUAA
This is a messenger RNA of Drechmeria coniospora, 3168 nucleotides long. Its product is annotated as putative glycine decarboxylase P subunit. NCBI's taxonomy places the organism in Eukaryota, Fungi, Ascomycota, Sordariomycetes, Hypocreales, Ophiocordycipitaceae. Gene Ontology annotation, cellular component: glycine cleavage complex; mitochondrion. The record is from RefSeq and is a predicted model, not a curated record. Gene Ontology annotation, biological process: glycine decarboxylation via glycine cleavage system. The transcript has 3 exons. Bases 1 to 3168 code for a protein of 1055 amino acids. Gene Ontology annotation, molecular function: glycine binding; pyridoxal phosphate binding; glycine dehydrogenase (decarboxylating) activity.